UGUAGCGGUCAGACGCUCGACUGAAUGCUCAAAGGGAUGCAUUUUAUUUAUCCACAGAAUAUGUACACGGUGCUUUUGGAUAAAAACCGGGUUAGCUUGUUGUACCGGUUAGAUAGGCAAAACGCGAUUCUGCCCAUUCCUGUCUGACAGCAACAAAGUGACGUAUAGCCUACUAGACAUUCUCGCAAAUGGCCGUGCUGAGCUUCACUGCCCGAGGCGAUCUGUUUGCAUGGAAACAUUGGAUGCAGUGUGUCUCUUCCAUAGACAGUAAAAGAUAGGUCUCUUCAUCAGUAGCGGCAGCCGGGAUCAUCAACAGAAGCAUCGCCACGAGGGUAUCACAGGACAUACGAGGACGACCCGUUUUCUCGAGUGUAAGGCAAGCCUUCGGUCACUGUGUGGAACUGUCUGCCUGAGAGGACGGCGUAAAUAGGACAGAUCCCCUGGCAUCUAUGGUAUACUGCAGAGUGUACUACGCCACUACCAAUCAACAUGACAACAGAGUGGAGUUGGAAUUAAACAGUCACCUUAAGUGACAAGGAAAGGUUGGUAUAUUGUGGAUGCUGCUUGUCAAGUCACUGGUAGAGGAUCAAUGGUUGGUCGGGGAUUAUGGGGCUGCAAAAAUCGUUUGGGCAAACGCAGUGGGAGGUUUGGAGUGGCGCCUGCUGUCUGUGGUGGCAUCAUGGGCACCUUCCUCCUGGUACUACUUUUCAUUGACUCCAUUGAACUGUGGGCAACGUCACUGGGGAUGACCGGGCAUGUUAAAGAACCUACCCAGGGCGGGCUUCUACCUCAGAGUAUGCCACCCACACGGCCGGAGGAGUACCUGCUGAUGCCCAGCCCCCUGGUAUGCCAGCGUGCCAAGCCUUAUCUCAUCACCAUGGUGACAACAGCCCCAGCCAAUCAGAGGGCACGACAGGCCAUCCGGGACACGUGGGGAGGGGAGGUGGAGAUCCGUGGUAAGCGGGUACUAACCCUCUUCAUGGUUGGCAUGCCCGCUGACCCCACCAUGGGCAAACUGCUUGUAGUGGAAGCACGAGAGAAUGGUGACCUGGUCCAGGGCCGCUUCCAGGACUCCUACGGCAAUCUGACCCUGAAGACUCUGGCCAUGCUUGGUUGGGUACGCCGAUUUUGCUCUCAAGCACGCUUUGUGGCCAAGGUGGAUGACGACGUACUCUUCAACCCAUCGGCUCUUCUGCGCUACCUAGACCACAGCCAUCCGCUUCAGAAGACAUCAGACGGCCAGCCGGCAGACCUCUAUCUCGGCCGCGUCCACAUGCGCGUGAGGCCCAACCGGGAUCCUUCCAGUAAGCAUUUCAUGCCUACCCAGGCCUACGCUGGCGCGGUGUUCCCAGACUACUGUAGCGGGACGGCCUACGUGCUCUCACGUCCUGCCGUCCUCAAGCUCUGCCUGGCCGCUGCUGCCGCCCCCCUGCCACACCCUCUGCCCCCUGAGGAUGUGUUUGUUGGCCUGAGUGCCCAUGCAGCGGGCCUCGUACCCACACACUGUCCACUCUUCUCAGGGGGGCCAGCUGUGCCCUACGGCCGCUGCUGCUACCAGGCCAUGGUGUCAGUGCACCACGUCAUGCCGUCAGAGAUGGUCCACUUCUGGGCAGAUGUCCACACUGCCGCCCCCUGCUCUUGGUUGGGCACGCGGGCCUCUCUUGGGGUCUGUAAGGUGCGAGCACUGCUAGGGACCCUGAUAGGGUAACAGGCUGCUGUCUGAGUUGAAGGAGAGCCGACGUUAUGGUGCCCAAUAGAAAGACUGACGUAUGCAAUGUAAAACACAUAAAUAGGAGUACUCACUAUACACAACAUGCAAUACUGCACAAGAUAAGACAGAAGGCAAAAGCACAAACCAAGCAGUAGCAUUGAAAAUCACUGUUUAUUAUCACAAUUCCUAUUUAUAGCUUAACAUUCAGGAUUUGAAUGUAUAUUACUGCAUUUUCAUUAUAGUUAGGGAUGCACCGAUUUGUGAAAUUCAGUACUGAUACCGAUACAAUUUGUCCGAUAAACAAUAUAUAUUGGUAUUUGUUUUAUUUAUUUGAUUUGUAGUUAAUUAUACCCUUUACUAGCUGGAAACAAACAUAUUCAAAGUAAAGGUGCUUUAAGCGAUGCCACGUGUUUUUUAGGCUAAAACAUUUUUUGUCACUUACAGCAAACAUCACCUCACCAUCCGCUAGCUGCCAAUGUCCUGAAUACACUGAAAAAAAACGCAAUCUCUCUGGACAGCCCAAGCUCCAGAAACAGCAACAAAAACAACCUGGGCAAACCUAGCCCAUAAAAAAAAUAACAAACUGUUCCAGCAAAUCACAGAUGAGAUGAGCGUUUAGGAGAGUUUCAAUUGCACGGGAGGGAGGGGGAGGAAGUAGCGAGCUAGCUCUGUUGAAUGUCAACAGAAGUGACGUUACCCAGCAUCGCUUAGAGUACCUUUAAAAUAUAACUGAACCAUUUUUAAGGCUUUCAUUUAUGGCACUAUCACACAUCACAGAACAUUUAGCUAGUGCAGAAUUGAUUUGACUUAAAAGAUAAAUAUCAGCCACUGCCUUCGGUAAAUGUCAUAUAAUUUGCCAAUAGCGAUACGAGUCAACAGGGCCGAUACCAAUGUAAGGCUGAUGUAUCGGUGCAUCACUAGUUAUAACAAGCCAUAACAGGCUUUGCUAAGGCUUUACAUUAAUGAAGUCUCUGUGACCUAUAUGCACUAUACUGAAAGAAAAGGUGAUGAAAAAUUCAACAGCUUGUCUAAACAGUAAUGGUUUCAUUCAACAUGCUAUGCACAAUGCUGAGGUCAUGGAUAAGAAAUCAACUCUGGAAUUUGAGUCACCAAAAGCCUUUCCUUGUUAGAUCCCUCAGAAGGUUCAGUGUUGAAACAUUUCAGUGUUUUGCAUUGCCAUUUGUAUUAGUUAAUAGCUUGUUUAAUGCUAAAACAUGUUAUUGCAACACACCAUAUUUAUAUAUGCAGCCAAAUUUUUUGAUCAAAAGGGAUCGUCUCAAUAGUGCACACUUAAAUAUUGAUGUCAGUGACUAUGGAUUACCUUUGCUUUUAUAAUCAGACAUUUACAAAUUCAAUGACUACCGGUACUUCAGUAAUGUAGCACUGUCUAGGAUGUGAAGCACAGUCUUCGCAAAUGCACUGUUUUUUUUUGAUAAUGUGUGAAAUCCUUUUUUUCAAGGGGUUGUUUCUACAUAACAUUGAAAUUACUGAUGAGGUGUCUGUACUAAAUCAGGUCAGCCUUUGUGAAAUGCAUAUAGAGAGUUCGUAUGAGAAAGCCUAUAGGUGUUACUUUGACCCUUGUGCAAAUUAAUUGAAACAUGAAGAAUAAUACUGGCUGAUGCCGUUGUAAUGGCAGUGCAGACCCAAGGCCAAACACCAUGUUAGCAAAAGUUUUUAAAUUUGUGGUUCUGGCUCCUAAAUUGAACGGGUUCUUCCUGGGGUUAUGCCACACCGGUCAUGACAAACAGGACAGUAGUUUUUGUAUAAUCCUGCUUAUACACACACUGUACCUGCAACAUAACCUCUUUGGUGGUUGUAAUUAACUGAUUCAACAUUGGCAUGUGAAUUAAAAAAACAUUUAAUAUUACUGGGCCUUUCAGCAUAUGAAAUGGCAUUAGAUUGUAGGCUAAUUCAAAUAGAGGAAAUCAUGUUUUACUUUGAUUCAUUUGAACAAAGGUAUCUGCACUGGGAAGGUGAAAAGAAACAGGGAAGGUGAAAAGAAUUUCAGACAUAAAUCAGUGAAACUUUGUUUUAAGCAACUGAAUGUGAAAAAUAUAAAAUGUAAUAUUUAUUGAUCUAUUUUAGCAAAAACAGAUUGUUGUCAUGGCUUGUGUGUAAGAAAUGUGAACUGUAAGUGUCUAAAUAUGUGUUGCAUGAUUGGAGAGUGAUGGUCUUGGGGUUUCACCUUUCCAUUUGAUCAGGUUGACUUAUAUUCCUUUAUGUCCCCAAGUAGAAAAGCUAUUCCCAUCCUACAUGUAAACCAUUUUUACAUCCACUGUCAACAUAGCUUGUAUUUUAACAAAAUUACUCAAAUACCGAGGCAGAGUUUCCGAAAUUUAAAUCAGACCGUGGUACUGACCUGAUAACAUUUGGUGUGUAGUACGCACAUCUGUUUUUGUAGCAGCAUAUAUUACCACUCAGCUGCCACCCAAGUACAAAAGGGCGCCAAACAGGGAAACAAAUAAAAAGUUAAUCUAGUGUCACCAUGCAAUAAAAUAUUACCGUAAUGUUUGGUACUUGAGCGCAUGGAGAAACAGGACCAGGUUAAUGCACUGAAAACUUGUGUAUGACAAUAUUUGAUGGGAGCCUGUUAGUGAAAAUAGAGCAAUAAUAAACUCAAUAAUAAAAUC
Messenger RNA from Alosa alosa (allis shad), 4341 nucleotides. It is a transcript of the gene b3galt4, whose product is annotated as UDP-Gal:betaGlcNAc beta 1,3-galactosyltransferase, polypeptide 4. The coding region runs from base 590 to 1708 and encodes 372 amino acids. The record is from RefSeq and is a predicted model, not a curated record. NCBI's taxonomy places the organism in Eukaryota, Metazoa, Chordata, Actinopteri, Clupeiformes, Clupeidae. The transcript has 2 exons. Gene Ontology annotation, molecular function: N-acetyl-beta-D-glucosaminide beta-(1,3)-galactosyltransferase activity. Gene Ontology annotation, cellular component: membrane.